AUGGUCAAACUUGACUAUCUGCAAUACAAGCUACACGAAAUAGAACUCACUCAGAAGGAACGCGACGAAAAGUUUGCCGAGAAAAUCACCAAACUUGAAGGCUCGAUCGAAAACAUUCAGUGGGCCAUCAUCCGCCACGAUCAGGAUGCUGGACACAACCUGACGGCUCUUCAGGCUCAUUCCCGGAAGAUUCUUGCCCAACAAACGGCGUGCGCCAACCACGAAAAGAUGCGAAACGAAAUCUCACAGCUUACUCAAAAAUUUAACCAAUCGUUUGGCUCCUACUCCAUGCUGUCAACGCCAGCUUCCGUUUUUAAUGGAUCAGAACCAUACAACUCGUGUAAAGAAGCUCCCGCAAAUAUGUCUGAAGUCUAUUUAAUCCAAGUGAGCACAAAUUCCGACCCCUUCGAAGCGUUUUGUGAGCAGAACAGGUUCGACGGAGGUUGGCUGGUAGUUCAGUACCGCUACGAUGGAUCCCUGGACUUCUACCGGAACUGGACGGAAUAUCAACAAGGCUUUGGAAACAUCAACAAGGAGUACUGGAUCGGAUUGGAGCGAUUGCAUCAACUCACAUCGCAAGGAUCAUACGAGCUGCUGGUUGAACUAAAGGCAUUCAAUGGUAGUUAUAGAUAUGCUCAAUAUGAUGAGUUCCAGAUCGGGAGCGAAUCGGAGCAAUAUCCUCUGAAGAAACUAGGAACGUACAGUGGCACUGCGACAGACGCUUUGAGUCGGCAUAAGGGAAUGAAAUUUACUACAAAAGACCGAGAUUAUGAUGUAUACAGUUCAAAUUGUGCUGUAGAACGCGGAGGUGCUUGGUGGUAUAAAGAUUGCUCCGAUUCAAAUUUGAAUGGA
Molecule: messenger RNA, 852 nt
Organism: Anopheles coustani
Lineage: Eukaryota; Metazoa; Arthropoda; Insecta; Diptera; Culicidae
Product: angiopoietin-related protein 1-like
Exons: 1
Source: RefSeq, a predicted model, not a curated record